Molecule: messenger RNA, 477 nt
Organism: Acanthamoeba castellanii str. Neff
Lineage: Eukaryota; Discosea; Longamoebia; Acanthamoebidae
Exons: 4
Coding region: 1-477 (158 amino acids)
Source: RefSeq, a predicted model, not a curated record
AUGGAGGUGUUGGACGUGGAAGAAGAGGAGAGGAGGCGACGGAUGUUGUGGCCUGAAGGUGAGCACCUCCUGUUCAAGCCAGGCGUGCCCAGUCUUGCAGAUCUGUGCUUGGACUACGUGGCAGACUGCUUUCAGCAACUCGAGGGCCUAGACCGACUACCGGUGACGGUGAGGCAACAAGUGUUUGUGAAGCUGAGUCGGUCACAAAAGAUAAACGACAUGACCCUCUCGCUCUUCCUCACCGCCAACAGCAAAGGAGCGUGUCCCUUUGUCGAGGUGGAUUUCUCCUCGAUGAAGUGGGUGUCCGCGAGCACGGUCAUACAGCUGUUUAAUCCCUACACGCUGCUGCAUCUCAACUUGUCCAACUGUACACAAAUCACCGACGAAGUAGUUCAAGCCAUCACGAAGGAGAGCCGUAUACUGGAGACCCUGAUCGUGAGCAACAAUCCAAACAUAAUGGAUCCCAUCAAGUACUGA